Molecule: messenger RNA, 821 nt
Organism: Suillus clintonianus
Lineage: Eukaryota; Fungi; Basidiomycota; Agaricomycetes; Boletales; Suillaceae
Product: translation initiation factor SUI1
Exons: 5
Coding region: 113-703 (196 amino acids)
Biological process (GO): formation of translation preinitiation complex; translation reinitiation
Molecular function (GO): translation initiation factor activity; mRNA binding
Source: RefSeq, a predicted model, not a curated record
UGUAUGUUGAAGGAAUGAUUGUUCAUUCGAUGUCUAGCGAUGGUCUAUCUACAUAGGGGGAGGACUAGAUCAAAAUCGCGAUGGGCCUAUAAGUCACGUGUCUACUGAUACCAUGUCUUCCUCAGACCAGCAAGAGCCCCAGGCUAUUCGUCCGCUACAGGUCCUAUACUGCCAGAUCUGCACGUUUCCUCCCGAAUACUGUGAAUUUGGCUCCAGCUUGACGAGAUGCAAGGAAUGGCUACAGGGUGCACACUCUCAGCUUUUUGACAAGUACUACUCAGAUGAGGCUCUCCAGUCAAAGAUUGGCACCCUCAGCUUGGAGGCGCAGGCAAAGCUCGAGAAGGACACUGCAAAAAAGGAGGCAAAGGCUGAGGCAAAGGCGGAUGCUGCGCUUAAGAAAAAGAUGGCGUCGCAAGUGUCAAUUAAACGCAUUGAGCGUAACAAGCGGAAACACGUCACAGCUAUCCAUGGCCUUGAGGCGUUUGACAUUGAUUUGAAGAAAGCUGCUAAAUUCCUAGCUCAGAAGUUCGCUACUGGGGCGUCUGUCACCAAGAAUGCCCAGGGACAGGAUGAGAUCGUGGUUCAGGGAGAUGUAUCAGACGACGUUUUGGAACUUCUUGAAGGCGGAGCUGGCCCAUUGAAGGGUGUGCCUGCGGACAAUGUUGUGAUCAUCGAAGAGAAGAAGAAGAAAGCUGGAGAAUGAUUGUACUGGUUGAAAUCUAUGUUGUUGUACGACUUGAAUUUUCGUAGAUUGACGCGGACGCAUCUCCUCUAUAGAUUGUAUAACUCGCAUUGUUAUCAAACGAAAGUUUCGAUAGUUA